AUGUCGACCAACAACAACAACAACAACACUCCAGGAGAAGGAGAGGGCGCCGUCUCCGACCACGCCCUUGCAGAGCGACUCGCAAAGCUCAAAGAAACAGGCGCUGCUGCAAUGCCAUGCAGUGACCAGGAUCUUGCCUUGCACUUCUCAAAGGUCUUUGGCCACUCGCCCGCCGCAACCCACCUCAGUCCACUACCUCAGGAAGGGUCACAGUACCAAUGGGGUCAAGACGGGAACACCUACCACAAUAGCAACAAUGAGAAGAAUCUCAACCCUAGUGGGUCUAUGCCUACGGAUGUCUUGGGAUCUGCAACCUCUCAAAAGACCAUGUCGUCAUAUUUUAUCCCAAAGGACUCUAUGCUCGACCAAGACGAGAUUGACAAGAUUUUGGCAGAUUCGGAAGACUUGCUGGUGGACGGGAACGACCAGGACAACUUGGACUUUCUGGACGACCUGGAUACACUCAGUGCCGGUCAAAAGCAAGAACUUAAAACGACACUGUCCAACAACAACAGCAAUAGGAAAGUGGGAGAUGAACAGGAACUUGAAAAUGUGACUAAGGAUCUGGAAAAGACUCUCUCAAAGUUCUUGCAGAACCAUCAACCACCCGCAUCAGCUUUCAACGACCACCACAGUCAUAAUAGUUCUCAGUAUGGUGAUGAGGGUCAAGAAUCAAAUCAGGAACGCGCUUUUGGUGACCAGUUGGAUCGAAUGGCGGGAGUGUCACUUUCGACGGACAGAGGCGGUUUCGGAGGGGGCGAUGAUGAUGAUGAAGCGUCUCGGUUGAUCACGCAGUUGAGGGAGGAGGCUCAGUUGGAGUCCAAGUAUGGGAACCUGGACGAGACACAGAUGAAGGACUUGCAUUCGAGGAACGAGAACCUCCAGAAGGGUAGUCAGGGCUUGUCGUCUGUUAGGUCUAAUGCCUCCAAGGCAUCGUCAACGGAUACUGAUGGACUGGGGCCUCCACCUGCCGCGGUUGGACUGGACGAGUUGCGGUCUGGAGGCAUUGAUGAUAAUGAGAACCCAGACAACUGGUGCUGUAUGUGCAAUGAGGAUGCCACGUGGACAUGUCCAGGAUGCGACAACGACCACUACUGCGAAGAGUGUUUCCGGGAGAGUCAUAUCGGACCAGAGGCCGACUGGGAGAUGAAGAAGCAUCGUCCAAGACCCUUUGUGAAGGCAUCUGCUAAAUAA
Molecule: messenger RNA, 1194 nt
Organism: Linnemannia hyalina
Lineage: Eukaryota; Fungi; Mortierellomycota; Mortierellomycetes; Mortierellales; Mortierellaceae
Source: the annotation of a GenBank genome assembly